Culex pipiens pallens (northern house mosquito) is the source of this 1080-nucleotide messenger RNA. RefSeq lists its product as uncharacterized. The transcript has 2 exons. The record is from RefSeq and is a predicted model, not a curated record. Lineage: Eukaryota; Metazoa; Arthropoda; Insecta; Diptera; Culicidae. The coding region runs from base 240 to 770 and encodes 176 amino acids.
CAGUCAGCACAGUCUGCCGAUAACGGUGCCACCGGAAGCAACAGGUUCGAUCGAAAAGAGGAAUAGUUCUGAUCCUGGAAGAGAAGAUGUGCCGACUAAAGUGUUGAAGAGGAAAUUUUGUUCAACCCAUCAGGAAUGCAGCAGUUGCAGUGUCGAUAGAGAUUUUUAGAGUGAUUUUUGUUCGAGACAAAGUGUGUGCCCGGGUGAACGUUCCAACGAAGGACUGAAAACUAAUCAAAAUGGUCAGCCAAAGGACUGCGUGUUUAUCCUUUGUUUUAAUAUAUUGCGCGCUGUGGGCGACCUGCGCCUUCUCGGCGGCCCUGUCCUGCGACUCGUGUGGCCGCGAGUGUGCCUCCGCCUGCGGAACGCGCCACUUCCGGACGUGCUGCUUCAACUACCUGCGGAAGCGCAGUUCAACGCCACCGUUGGCCCCACCACGCAACACCAUAGAGCUGCCCUGGUUGACCCCAAAGUCCCGCCACGACCUGCUGGAAAGUCAAGACAGUCGGUCCUACGCGGACAACGACCUGCUCGAGUACGUGGAAGUGAUCCGGGACAGUUCCGGCGCAAGUUCCGCCGGUGCCGCUUCGGACAACAAACGCAACUCGUUGAUCGCGAGUCACUCCAGUGGCCACAUGGCGCUGGGCAAGUUCCGCCGGCCUCGACCCGGCGGUGCGGACCAGGACGGACGGGAUUUGGGUCGCGAUUCCGAGAUGAAAACCAGCGAAGAAACGGACCCGAACCGGCUACAGCUGCUGUACGACGCUUAAGGUGAAGAUCAAACCUAAUCGCGCACCCUCCUUUUGAUCGGCGAGGAUCGCUCAGAGAGGCUGGGCUGAGCGAUUCGCGCAGCGAUCGGGGAAACCUCACAAUCAUCAACUUUCUGCUCCUCGACAUCAGCUCUUAAAGUGUACAGAAGAAGUUUUGUUUUACGUUUUUUAAAAUUAAGACUUUCCAACAGAGAAACGGCAGAGUUGAAUUUUUAAUGGGAAACAAUCUGCUGGAAAUAUGAAGCUCCUGGUGGGAGCACUUACUAGCGGUGGCAAAUAAAAAGUCGUUGAAACUUCAACAAUGAACUGU